Messenger RNA from Myxocyprinus asiaticus (Chinese sucker), 6851 nucleotides. RefSeq names its product gastrula zinc finger protein XlCGF8.2DB-like. The record is from RefSeq and is a predicted model, not a curated record. Gene Ontology annotation, molecular function: RNA polymerase II cis-regulatory region sequence-specific DNA binding; DNA-binding transcription factor activity. NCBI's taxonomy places the organism in Eukaryota, Metazoa, Chordata, Actinopteri, Cypriniformes, Catostomidae. Gene Ontology annotation, biological process: regulation of transcription by RNA polymerase II. The transcript has 2 exons. The coding region runs from base 87 to 1265 and encodes 392 amino acids.
UCCAAACGUUCUGAACACAUCUUUUCAAACAGACAAGAUCAACUGCAGAUUUAACAACUGAAUCUGCAUUAUAAACAGCUGUAAAGAUGGAGUUUAUUAAAGUGGAGUUUGUGGAUAUGAGUGAUCAAGAAGCAUCAAGCAGAAUGCAAUGUGAGGAUGAUGAGAAGCAAAGAGACCUGAUGGAAGUGAAAGAGGAAAGUCAAGAACUGAAUGAAGAAGUGGAGGAGAAACAUCAGUAUCAGGAACCUCAUAACGUCACAACUGGAGAAAAAUUAUUUAGUGGCUCACAGACUGAAAAUGAACUCUUAGAAAAAAUAAUGGAAUCCAAAAAUCCUUUCACAUGCCCUCAGUGUGGAAAGAGUUUUCUUCGUAAAGGACUCCUCAAUGAUCACAUAAAAAUUCACACUGGAGAGAAACCUUUUACAUGCCAUCAGUGUGGAAAGAGUUUCGUGCGUAAAGGAGUCCUCAAUGAACACAUAAGAAUUCACACUGGAGAAAAACCUUUCACAUGCCAUCAUUGUGAUAAGAGUUUUCUGCGUAAACCAGCCCUCCGUAAUCACAUAAGAAUUCAUACUGGAGAGAAGCCUUUCACAUGCCACCAUUGUGGAAAGAGUUUCAAAACUAAAGGAACCCUUCAGACUCACAUAAGAAUUCACACUGGAGAGAAGCCUUACACAUGUGAUCAGUGUGGAAAGUGUUUCACAGAGAAAGCAAAACUAAGGCAUCACUUAAGAAUUCACACUGGAGCAACGCCUUUCACAUGCACAGAGUGUGGAAAGAGUUUCACACAAACAGAUAGUCUUCGAUAUCAUUUGCUCUCUCAUGCAGGAGUAAAGCCAUUUAAAUGUGAUCAGUGUGAUAAAACAUUUAUUUUGGCAUCGUACCUAAGAAGACACAUGCAAGUUCAUGCAAAUGAGAGGCCUUACUUGUGUUCUCUCUGUGGAAAGAGUUUUUCACGGCUGGACUGUUUUAAACUGCACCAUAAAGUACAUACUAGCGUGAAGGCUCAUGUGUGCUCUGAGUGUGGGAGUAGCUUUCGUAGAGCUAGCGACUUAGAACGACACAGAAGAAUUCAUACUGGAGAAAAACCUUACAAGUGUUCACAUUGUGAAAAGACUUUUAAUCAAUUAGGACUACUGAAAAUCCAUGAGAGAGUGCACACUGGAGAGAAGCCAUUCUGCUGCACUUUGUGUGGGAAGAGUUUCAGCACAUCAAGUGCUCGAAUGAUUCAUAAGAAAAAGCGUUGUCCAAAAUUGUCAAAGUAAGCGAAAUUCAUCUUCUGGUUCAAAGUUUUUUUUUAAAUAGUGUGAAGUUCAGAUUAACCCAAACAUGGCAAUUCUGCCUAAAGAGCAGUUUAUCCACAAGGGUAAUUUGCUAAAAUACAUUACCCGUAUUGGUAAAGUUUGUAACAGAAAUGUAUACAGAGAACAAAUCACUUAUGCUGUGUUCCAUUCAACUCGGGAAGUCAGAAUUUCCUACUAGGAAAAGUGCAAUGGAAUGCCACUUGAAGUCGGACUUCCAACUUGGAAAGUGCGGUAGUACUCCGCUCAGAUUUUGCCGAGAUGCGGGUGCGUGACAUCACAUAAACAUGUUGGCACCCAGGGAGAUUUACAGAGUCAAUGACAAACAUUCACUUUUAUUAAAUAAUAUCCAUUAAUGAGUCAAAGUUCCUAGUUAAACUUGUUUAGCAAACGUUUGCAGAGACAUGAGACAAAUUAUACUUUCUUUUGAAAAUCGCACACCUGUUGAACAAACCCUAGCAUUUUAGCAUCGGUUAUCAGUUUGGUUGCUAGGAGACAUCCUUGUUGACAAUCGAAUACUGUACCUGCUAAGCUAACGUGGAGACUAUAGAGAGCAACAUUCUGGUUCCUGAAGUAAAAAUCCCAUUCAUUUCUUCCAUAGACAACUUAUAAAACUUUAAAGACAGACCUACCGUGAUCACCGAGAUUGUUCAUUUAUGGAAUAUGCUUCCUUUGAAGCCAACCAUGUGCAUUAUUUCAACUUCAUUAUUUAAAAAUCAUCUUUGGAGUCACGUGAUGCAAUGCAAGUGGAAGAAGCCUAGAGGCAAGCUCCGCUUCACUUUGCUACAAUUAUCUUUUUAAUCAAUAUUACUCAGUGAGAACUGAAUUAGUUUUGAUUGCUAAACUGAGCUGGGAGUGUAGGAUGUCGAAGAAUUAGAAAUCGUCGGCCUAUGGGGACAUUAAAAAGCAUUUAUGUUCGUACACGUCUGACGCCUCUCAUGAUCAAGAUGCCGGGUGUCCGGUGGGGAAUGACAGUGUGCCUCACGAUGUAGGUCAAGAUAUUGUGAACAUUUAUGCAGGACUAACGAAAAUCUUGACCGACAUGGAGGGCCUCAAGGAAAUGUAUCGAGCGACCACAUCAGUGGAGGAGAAAUUUUCCAUCCUUAUCACAAGAAUAGACAAGGUUGGAAAUCGAGUCGAAUUUCUGGAAGUGGCCAAAAAAGAUCUGCAGACUAACCCACCGGUCACCAAAACUGAUUUGGAUCAGGUGUGGGAAAAACUGGAGGAUAUGGAAAAUCAAAGCAAACAUAAUAAUGUUCCUUUCAUUGGAAUCCCUGAGGGAAAGGAAGGUCAAGAUAUGGUCAAGUACAGAGCUCUUGGUCAGCUUACCAAAGUGGGUGACAGGCCCCGAUCCAUUCUGGCAAGAUUCUUGCGGUCAGCAGACAGAGCCUUUUUUUAUGUGUGGCAAGGAAUAAAGGCAAGUUGUGCUGGGAGGAUGACAACAUUAUUGUUUUUCCGGACUUCACCAGAGCGACACAAGCGAAACGGGAUAGAUUCAAAGAGUGUAAGAAGUUACUUCACGAACAGGAGGUGAGAUUUGCUUUGCUUUACCCGACAAAGCUGAGAAUUGAGGCCAAGGAUGGACGCAAGACUUUCAUAUGCCCAUGAGAAGCUAUGGCCUUCAUUAAUUCAAUGGAGUGAGUAGGUGGCUUUGCCCACGCUGAAUCAGCGGUAUGGACUACACAUCGUGCAUUUUGCUGAUGCAGUCUGAGAGGGUUUAUUAUUUGGUUGAUUGCCCACUGUUUCUCUCUCUCAUCUACUUUUUUAUAAUUUUUUCUCUUUUAUUUACUUUUUGAGUUUAUUUUGUGGGUUCGAUGUUGUUGUUUACUGGGGCCUAUUUCACUGAAAACAUUUAUGUGCAGUUCAAUGGUACAGUUUACGGGAAAAAAACACUUUAAUGAAGUAGCAAUGGGCUCAUGGAAAAUCUCGUGAGCGUGCAUGGACCAUUGGAUUUCUGGGGGAUGGACACUAGUUGAGACUGCUAUGCGCAAGGUUGAAGUUCUGUUCUGUGGGUUAUUAAGGAUUUUAUGGUUACAUCAAUUUUGGAUAGUGGUCUAUAUAAUUUAGCCUUGGGUACUAAAUUUUUCUUUGCAUGUCAAUAUGUCACACUUUAAUAUAGGUAAAAUGUUUCUCUCCAUGUGGAAUGUUAAUGGGCUUGGACACCCUAUAAAAAGGAAGAUUGUAUCUUUUCUUAAGCGUAAAAAAUUGAUAUAGUGUUCUUUCAAGAAACACCUUCACAGGAAGCUGAAAACCUUGGUAGGGCAUGGGGUGGGCAUGUGUUUUGCAGUGCUGGUUUGUGUUAGAGCAGGGGAGUCAUCACAUUGAUAAGUAAGCAUUUACAAUUUAAAUGUCUCAAACAGAUUAAAGAUAAUUUAGGAAGAGUCAUUAUUGUUUUGGCUAAAAUACAGGAGCAAAAUCUUAAUUUGGCUAAUAUUUAUGCACCCAAUGCUGAUGUUCAGAAUUUUUUUUUUUUAUAGAUCUUGAGGGAAAGUUACAAGUAGCUGGGAUCUUCCAUGAUAUGGUUUUGGGUGGAGACUUCAAUCUGUUAAUGGAUCCGGUCCUUGAUCAUAGUAAUGCAAAAGUGUGUAGACCCUUUAUGUUGACACUACAGAGGAUGUGGAAAAAUAUUUUACAGACAUAUGGAGACUUCUGAAUCCAUCUGGGAGGGACUACACCUUUUUUUCAUCAGUUCAUAAGAUUUAUAAUUGGAAAAGAGUAUUAAAAGUGCUGAAAUGGGGCCUGGGUAGCUCAAUGGUAAAGACGCUGGCUACCACCCCUGGGGUUCGCUAGUUCGAAUCCCAGGGUUUGCUGAGUGACUCCAGCCAGAUCUCCUAAGCAACCAAAUUGGCCCGGUUGCUAGGGAGGGUAGAGUCACAUGGGGUAAUCUCCUCGUGGUCGCUAUAAUGUGGUUUGUUCUCGGUGGGGCGCGUGGUGAGUUGAGCGUGGAUGCCGCGGUGAAUGGCGUGAAGCCUCCACACAUGCUAUGCCUCCGUGGCAACGCGCUCAACAAGCCACGUGGUAAGAUGCGUGGGUUGACGAUCUCUGACGCAGAGGCAACUGGGAUUCGUCCUCCACCACCUGGAUUGAGGCGAAUCACUACGCGACCACGGGGACUUAGAACGCAUUGGGAAUUGGGCAUUCCAAAUUGGGUGGAAAAAAGUAAAAAAAAUAAAACAGAGCUGAAGCACUGAAUGUCAUCCAAUGGUCUUAGAGAGUUGACUCAGCUAAAAUAUAGGUACAAUACAAUUUUGUCACAGAAGGUAGAGUUUUAGUUAUUCAGGGCAAGACAGACAUACUUUGAGUCGGGAGAAAAGACAGGGAAAAGAGGUUUUUUCCACCAUUCCUUCAGUGAAGUCAUCUGGAGGCAAUAUAUUUACUUCUGCCACAGAUAUUAAUAAGGCCUUUAAAGAAUUCUAUUUUGAUUUUUAUAGUUCCAUGUUUUUGUCUAUCGAUAAGGAUGUUAGCAACUUCGUAGAGCCAUUAGAACUUCCUAAAUUGAUGACUGAUCAAAAAUACUUUCUUUACUCAUAUAUUACUUUUGAGGAGCUUGUUGAGGUAAUUAAAGCCUUCCCAACAGGUGAGGCACUGGGGCCAGAUGGUUUUGCCGCAGAAUUCUUUAGAUCUUAUGUCACAGAACUGGCUCCAUUUAUGUUAGAAGUUUACACAGAGUCAUUAAAGAAAGGUGAACUUCUGCCAACCAUGACACAAGCCCUGAUCAGUCUCAUUCUUAAAAAACAUAAAGACCCAAAUGAAUGUAAAAGUUAUCAUUAAAUUUUGCUGAUCCAUUUAGAUGUAAUUAUAUUGUCUGAAAUUCUGGCUAAUCGAUUAAGCAGAAUGAUCAGACCCUGAUUGCUGCCAUCUCACUUGAUGCUGAGAAGGCGUUUGAUAGGGUGAAAUGGGAAUAUCUUUUUAAGAUUUUGGAAAUGUAUUGUUUUGGAAGACUUUAAUUGGGUGGAUUAAGUUACUUUAUAAACAACUGUUAGCGGCAAUGCAAACUAAUGGAUUCAUUUCAGAUUAUGUUUCUCUUGGUAGCAGAACCCGGCAAGGAUGUCCUCUCUUCUCUUUAUUAUUCUGUCUUGCCCUGGAAACAUUAGCAGCCGCAAUAAGACGAGAGGAUGAUUUUACUGGUAUUGUAGCAGGAGGUGUGGUGCAUAAACUUCCACUCAAUGCAGAUGAUAUAUUAUUAUUUGUCUCUGACCCUAGUAGAUCUAGGCCUAGUCUCCAUAGGAUUAUUAAUUAUUUCUCCAAAUUUUCAGGAUAUAGGGUGAAUUGGUCUAAAUCAGAAGCUCUUGCUCUGACAGCAUAUUUCCCUGCCACAGCUUUCCAUCCUGGCACCUUUCAAUGGCCCAAGCAAGGCAUUAGGUAUUUAGGCAUUUUAUUUCCAGCAAAUUUGAGAGAUUUAGUUAGUUAAUUUUGACCCACUAAUGAAAAGGUUCUCAUGUAAUAUUGACAGCUGGGCUUUACUACAUUUGUCUAUGACUUUUGGAGGUAGUACACACAGCCCCCUAAGGCUGCAGACACACUGUGUAUGGUGCUCACAGCCUUUGGAAAGGAGCAUGAAGUGUUAGUGUAUUAUUCCUCGUUGAUUCAGAGUCUUGGUGAUGGAGCCUUAACAGCUCUUAAGAGGUUAUGGGAAAGAGAUUUGAACUUUGUAUUGGAGGAUGGGGAGUGGGAAAGAAUAAUUUUUUUUUUUAAACUAUGUCUAGGGAUGCAAGGGUAUGCCUUAUUCAGUUUAAGAUCUUGCAUCAUUUCUACUGGACUCCCUCUAGAUUGUUUAGGCUUGGUUUAAAAGACACACCUAUCUGCUGGAGAUGUCAGUUGGAGGAUGGAGACAUAGCCCAUGCUUUGUGGUUCUGCACUAAGAUUCAAGAAUUCUAGGUAAGAGUCCAGAAUUUUGUCUGUGAGGCUUUAGACACUCAAAUUGCAUUCUGCCCUAGACUAUGUAUAUUGGUUGAUGGGGCGGAUCUUAAAGUAGGUGAUAAAUUUACAAAAAGCUGGGUCCAAACUAGUGUAAUAAUUGGCAGACAGAUAAUUCUUGGAGGAUGGAAGUCAAAAGGCACUCCAUCAUUUCAAGAAUGUAUGUAAUUAUAAUGGGGGUUAAAAAGGGAUAAUAGUUGAUUCUGUUCAUAUAUAUUAUGCUUUAUUUUGUGUUAUGUUGAAGAAUCAAAUAAGCGUUAAUCUUGGCUAUUGAAAAUGUAACAUUUUAAUUUAAUUCUGCUCAGAUGCCAUCACUAAUUCCCUGUCCUCUAAGUGGUAUAUUUAUAUGGGUAUUUCAUCUAAGUAUUAAUGAAAUGACUAUGCAAAAUGAAAAUAAAUAAAUAAAAUAAUAAUUUGUGUGCUUGUGCAAAUAUUUACACUAUACGUAUGGUAUAUAUGUGCUUGUGAUUAAUCGUGAAUGUAUUAUGUAAUUAUUUAAAAAUUUUUAUUCAAUUGACUGCCUAGAGUUUGUAUAUGACUUAAGAAUGUGUGAACAUAUGGCAUGGUGGCAUGGUCUUUGAGGAUUAAACUCAUACCUUUUUUAAUUACUUGUAAACAAAAGCAGCUUUUUAA